UGUUCACUCCUGUGGUACUCCCCCCACCUCCUUUUUGUUCUUGUAUACAAAGGUGGCAAUGAGAGCCGCUGGUCAAAGCUGACGACGAGAUGCACAUGCAUGCUCGACUCGACGUGCUACACAGCCCAUUUUUCCUUUCGCUUGCAUCGUUUUUCCGCCCUGUACGGCGUAUAGGACGCCCAUACGCCCCCGCAAGUACCACAGAUUCGACCAGUGCCCACUAUUCCGCCUCCUCAGCGCCCUAUCGCUCGGCCUAUCCCACACCAUCCGCAACAGAGUCCUCACAUCAACAGUAUGGUCGGCAGUCGUUGCAGCAUGACCACCCAUACCAGGAUCAGGCUCAUAUGCAACCCAGUCCUCAGGGCAGACCUCCGUCGCUCAAAAUCAACACUGCAGUGAGACAGAGCUAUCCCGCACAGCAACAGCAGCAUCCGUCCUCCUCCCAACGAGUUUCUCCACAGCAUACUGGGUCUUUGCUACCACUGCCUCAGCAAGGCCCACCCUCGAGCAAGGCCUCUGGGCGACAUUAUGCCUUGCCUGCUCUCUCAUCUUCGUCCGCUCAGUCCUCGCCCGUGACGAACCUGGAUUAUCAAUCCCAUAUACCACCUCCCCUGACACCCAAGGACAAUGAUAUUUCCCCGACGUCGGCCCUGUCCCCAGCAGCAGGCCAAAAUUUGAAGCGCAAGUCGAUCCACCACGAUGCAGUCAUGGACGCCGUCAGAGCGAAGGUCCUUCGAAAUGCAGGGCAAAGUCAACAGCAACGGGAGCAGCUUCACAAGAAGGCGAGCAUGGACUCUGCACACCGUCGCAGGGUGCAGCGUCAGAACAGUUCACCCGACAGAUCCAAAAGGGCAGUAGAGAGCAGCAAUGGCAACGGCGCAUCGACAAUGGCUGGUCCAAAGUCGAAGUACGGAUCUGCAACCAGUCCAUCAAGACAGUACAGCUUUGAGGGUAGAUCUGAGGGUGUCCCGAUGCCUCUAUCAGGAUCACCCGCUUCACCGUCGACCCCAACAUCUGCCAAUAUCGGCUCUAGCCGCUCACGCUCGUCAACCCCACCUUCAGCAGCAGCAGCAGCAGUAGUAGCAGCGUCAAGGGCACCACUUGGGUCAGUUGCAUCGACAGCCAACAGGUCUCCCCGACAGGAUGGGCACAAUGGAUACGUCAGGAAUUCUAUUCGCGAGAACCACUCAGACGACGCCCAUUCUUCUGGAGAAGACGAAAAGAUGGCUAUGAAAUACGAGAUGGAUCGCACACGACCUGAUCGAUCCUCGGAGAUUGGAGUGCUCGCGAACUGAUCCUACAAAUAUGAACAUGUGGCGACCGACAGGUUCUAAAAGUGCAAAGACGAUGCAGGACGGAACCAGCCUUGACGCCAUGACGAAUCUCACGAGCCCCCCCCCCUACCCCCUACCCCCUCCAUUUUGAUGGUUACAAUCUGUCUGCGGUCGUGCGAUCCGCAGGCAACACUCCU
Gamsiella multidivaricata is the source of this 1471-nucleotide messenger RNA. RefSeq lists its product as uncharacterized. The transcript is spliced from 3 exons. Bases 90 to 1295 code for a protein of 401 amino acids. Lineage: Eukaryota; Fungi; Mortierellomycota; Mortierellomycetes; Mortierellales; Mortierellaceae. The record is from RefSeq and is a predicted model, not a curated record.